Messenger RNA from Eurytemora carolleeae, 2968 nucleotides. Its product is annotated as protein FAM102B-like. NCBI's taxonomy places the organism in Eukaryota, Metazoa, Arthropoda, Copepoda, Calanoida, Temoridae. The coding region runs from base 1458 to 2504 and encodes 348 amino acids. The record is from RefSeq and is a predicted model, not a curated record. The transcript has 14 exons.
GAGACUUCACUUUGAUUACUGCGAGAGAGUAAUUGUGUCCUUGUUAUAAACGAAUGGGUUGAAGAUUGUGUCCCAGAUGAGGCAUUGAUAGUAUAUGAGAUCUUGUCCUAGUUGAGACAUUGAUAGCUCAAGAUUGUGUCCCAGUUGAGGCAUUGAUAGUAAUUACGAGAUCAUGUCCUAGUUGAGGCAUUUCUGGCUCAAGAUCGUGUCCCAGUUGAGGCAAAGAUAGUUGUGUGCUUAUGUCUAUGGAGGGACAUUGAUAGCUGAUCGCGCCCAUUAGUUUGGCGUUGACCGAUUAUGUGCUUGUGUCCAUCUAGACGGGUAUAAGAUUGAUAGCUAAGUGAAACUGAAUUGUACCUGGAUAGUUACGGAUUCAAGAGCAGUUUAUGGAGUAGGGCAUUUAUUACAUAGUCUCUAUAGAAGUGUACUGUAGUCUCUAUAGAAGUGUGCUAAAGUCUCUAUGGAAGUGUACUGUAGUUUCUAUAGAAGUGUACUGUAGUCCCUAUAGAAGUGUACUGUAGUCACUAUAGAAGUGUUAUGGAAGUGAACUGUAGUCUCUAUAGAAGUGUAUUGUAGUCUCCAUAGAAGUGUACUGUAGUCUCUAUAGAAGUGUACAGUAGUCUCCAUAGAAGUGUACUGUAGUCUCCAUAGAAGUGUACUGUAGUCUCCAUAGAAGUUUACUGUAGUCUCUAUGAAAGUGUAAUGUGGUCGAUAGAGCUCAUUAAUAAACUAGAAGUAUAACUUGAAAUUUGUCUUGCUUCUGAUUUGAAACCUAAAAGUUAGAGAUCAAGUCUUUUUGUACUUAUUAUACUCAUUCUUAUCAUCAAAUUGUAUUGAAUCAUACAUCUAAAAAGGAUUAAGUACGAAUGGAACAAAAAGUUGAGAUUUAAUUGAGGGGCGUACUCAGAAAUUUGUCCAAGGGAGGGGCUUAAUUUUUUUCCAUGGGGGAGGGGGCUUAGAACCCCCUUGGAAACCAUAGAUUCUACUGAUCCGGGGGGAGGGGGGCUGAGCACCAUAACCCCCACCCUGAGUACGCCUCUGUGAGAAGUUUUUUCUCAUUAAUCCAAUUUAUUCUGGGACUUGAUAAACGCUUGGGAAACCCUCUUCCUUGAAUAUUUUUACACAUUUAACCACAUACACGCACUUAUUUGUUAAUACGCAUAUUAUGGAGUUUACAGGUAGAUUGUAAUACGUCUUACUACAGUUUUGCAUAUUUUCUUUUUAUAAAAUUAAGACAUAAGUUCGAUUAAUUUCCCCCCGCCUCUCCUUCUUUAUAUCUGUAAAAAUAUAUUUUAUUUAAAACACUGAAAUACUUAAACUUGGUUGGGAUUUCCUGUUCUAUUAUCUUCUUUUUAUCUAUCUAUCUAUCUAUCUAUCUAUCUAUCUAUCUUCCAUCUAUUGAAGUAAUUAUUCCACUCAGUUGAGUUCAAUACACAUUAGUUAGACAGUUUUAAGAAAUGGAUAUGUUAAGACGACAAAGCAGUUUGAUAAACAUUGAAGGAAAAGGACCCCUUCUCUCCCCUCUGACCAUCGUUAAGGAGAGUAUGGCUUUCAUCAUUAAAAAGAAAAGAUACAAGUUUCAGGCUGAACUAAUUUUGAACGAUCUAACAGAAGUUUCUUUUGGAAAAGCUAUUCUGUUUGCAAAGGUCCGGCAGUUAGAUGGAGGAAGCUUUACUGCACUUUCUAAAAGGAUGGAGGUAUCAAACCACACAGUCAAAUAUGAUGAAAAGUUUCAGUUCCCCUGUAAAAUGAAUGCCAAUUCCAACACAGGAGUGUUGGAGAGCUGUAGAUGUCGGGUUGGAAUAAGAAAGGAGGAGAAGGGGGGGAAAAACUAUAGAAAAAUUGGAUUUGUGGAUGUAGACCUAGCUGAAUAUGCUGGAGCAGGGCCCAGCACACAGAGAUAUAUACUACAGGCCUAUGAUCAGCACCACAGACUAGACAACUCUAUGCUUCAAAUAACAUUAAAUAUCACUUUAAAAGAGGGAGAUCUCGUCUUUCAAAGGCCCCUGACUAGACAGCAACCUAUUCUACUGCCUGGAGAAGAGGAUGCAGCUUUAGCUCUCUCAGUUAAUACAAGAACAAUGUUGACGCUAUCUGAUCUUGCCCAAGAUACUACUCAUACCCGCAAUUCAUCAUCAACCUCUCAGCCAAGUCAGACCGGUUCUGUUGGCUAUUCAUCCCAGUGUUCUGCAACAGUACCUGGUGCACAUUCAAGACAAAGCUCAGCUGACAGCAGUCAUGCCAGGAACCUGAGUGCUGGUUCUGCCGAUACAGGUUUCUGUGGUUCCAUGGAGAAGGAGAAAAGGAAAAAGAGAAUCGAUUCCGGGCGAGUGGAUCCCCAGGAUGUAAUUAAUGAAUUAAUGGAAGAUUUACAUUUAGAUUCUUCAACAGCAACUGAAGGUUCCCAGGGUUUACAGUUGUACCUGGGCCCUCACGGCGAGGUUCGGUUUGACCAGCCCAAACUUAAUUCCCAGUUCAAACCUGUUCUCAUUGACAAGAGAUAGUCGGAAACCAGUUUAAACCUGUUCUCACGGACAAGAGAUAGUCGUAAACCAGUUCAAACCUGUUCUCAUUGACAAGAGAUAGUCUUAAACCAGUUUAAGCCUGUUCUCAUGGACAAAAAAGACCAGGUUAUCCUGAAGCACAGGAUUGUUAGAUUUAUUUUUGUUUCUGAUUUCCUGGAAUUGUUUUCAUGAAUGUAUCCAGAAGUCACCAGUCAGUACAGUGGUCAAUUCUUCAAAAAUCAUUGAAAAUAAAUGACUUGUGGAAUAGAAAAGGUGUGUACAUUAAGUAGCUCCGGAAAAGAAACCUUGCCUUUAUACUUCGAAGAAAAAAAGGAAACAUUAACUAGCAAGUUCCGGAUUUACUGUUUGUCUUAAAAUAUAUAAUUUUCUCUAUUAAUAAAUAAAACCUCUCGGAAAUCAAGAUAUCACUGAAAUAUUGUAAAUCCCAACCGAUAAAGUAAAAA